Molecule: messenger RNA, 2613 nt
Organism: Mesorhabditis spiculigera
Lineage: Eukaryota; Metazoa; Nematoda; Chromadorea; Rhabditida; Rhabditidae
Source: the annotation of a GenBank genome assembly
AUGCCGAAGACGAGCAGCAGCCAGCCGUUGCCGCAAAAGGAGCUAGCCGUGUUCAGGAGGAUUGUGAAAUGCUACGAGAACAAGCAGUUCAAAACCGGCCUAAAGCUGUGCAAGCAAAUCUUGGAAAAGAAGGACUUUGCCGAACACGGAGAAACCCUUUCCAUGAGGGGUUUGAUACUGAACUGCUUGGGUAAGGAGUUGGAAGCCUUGGAGACCGUCAAGCUCGGACUGAAGCGAGAUAUCGGCUCCUACGUCUGCUGGCACGUGUACGGCUUGGUGUUGCGUCAACAUAAGAAGUAUGAUGAGGCGCUGGUGGCCUACAAGCAAGCCCUAAAACGGGACGAGCUGAAUCAACAGAUUCUUCGAGACCUUUGUCUACUCCAGAUCCAAGUCCGCGAUUUUGAUGGAUACAAGGACACCCGCUUCAAACUUCUAAGCCUCAGGCCACAAAGCAUUUCCUGGUACGGCUACGCGACGGCUUUGCAUCUCCUUAAGGAAUACGACUUGGCAUUCAAUAUUAUUGAGGAGUACCUGAAAUGCGAGCCGCCUCAAUUCAAGAACGACAACAAGCAGAAGAUCGAGUUUUUCUCCCGAUCGGAGUUGAUACUUUACCAGAUUAUGAUUCUGAAGGAAUCCGGAAAGUAUCAAGAAGCUCUGGAGCAUUUGGAGCAGAAUUCGACAUUGGUUGUCGAUAAGCUGGCAUAUUUGGAGAAUAGAGCCCAAAUCCUAAUGCUCCUCAACAACAAAGAAGCUGCUUCCAAGGUCUAUGAAAGGCUGAUCACCCGAAACCCCGAAAACGGCUUUUACUAUCAACAAUUAGAGGCGGCCCUUGGAUUCACUGAAGGCGACACAGACAAAAGGCUGCGGCUCUACGACUCGUUCGCCGAGCGGUUACCCAUGGCAACGUUGCCCCAGAUACUGCCGCUCUAUUUCAUUCAAGAUGAGGGCUUCAAAGUCAGGGUAUUCAACUGGGUGCUCUUGUUACUCCGAAAAGGUGUUCCCUCAUUGUUCAAGAGCUUGGUCCCGAUUUAUAAGUUCCCCUCAAAAGUGGCCAUUUUGGAAAAUAUGCUCAAAGAUUUUGCAUCGAAGAUUGAUAAGAAGGGCUAUGCAAAGGCUUGUUUGUCAGACCUCGAUGAUUACCGGGAAACACCGACUACCUCCAUGUGGCUUUAUUACUUGAUUGCUCAACACUAUGACAAGGUCGGAAAGUACCAACUAGCCAUGGAAUUCAUUGAUCGCGCCAUCACUCAUACGCCGAACAUGAUUGAUCUCUAUAUGGCCAAGGCCAAGAUUUUGAAGCAUCAAGGGAACCUAUACGCUGCCGCCGAUGUUAUGGAGUUUGCCCAAUCAUUUGAUACGGCUGAUAGAUACCUUAACAGCAAAUGCGCAAAGUACCUUCUCCGCGUCUCGUUGGUUGACGAAGCCGAAGCAAUGUGUGCGAAGUUCACGCGGGAAGGCGUGAACGCCUCCGUGACGCUGAACGAGAUGCAGUGCAUGUGGUACGCCAUCGAGCAGUGCAAGGCGUACAUGGCGAAAGGAAAAUAUGGGGACGCUCUCAGGAAAUGCCAUCAAGUUGAAGCGCAUUUCAUCAGCAUCACGGACGAUCAGUUCGAUUUCCACACGUAUUGUUUACGAAAAACAACCCUCACGUCUUACAUCGAGCUCCUACGCUUGGAGGAUCAUUUGAGGAAAAACAGCUGGUAUUACAAGAUCUCGAAGCUUGCUACAAAGAUCUACCUCCGAAUGCAUGACCGGCCACAAGACAUCUUCAAGCAAAAUGGCCUCGAAGAAAACAUGUCACCCGAAGAACUCAAGAAAUUGAAGCGCAAACAAAAGAAGCAGCAGCUGAGGGAGGAGGCGGAGAAGAAGGGGCAGACCCAGAAGCCGGCACCGAAGCGAGAAGAGGGGAUUGAGCCGGUUGGGGAGGAUAUUGAUGGGGAGGUGCUUUUGAAGACUGAGGACCCGCUUAAGGAGGCUGCAAAGUUCAUUUCUCCCGUCCUUCGCUAUGGAUGCGAUAAGGUCUCCGGAAACAUCUUGGCAUUCGAUGUCUAUCAUCGAAAGAAGAGACCGCUUCUCAUGAUCCAAUGCCUCUUGGCGGCAAAGAAGGUAAACCCAGACCACCCUCACGUCCACUUGGCAACGCUGAAACUCCACCAAUUCUUGGCGGAGAAUCAGCAAGAGGGUACGAUUGGAUUGCUGAUUGGCGCUUGGGCAAAGAGCUUCUACCCGAAAGAUUUCGACCCCGUGAAGUACAACGAUGAGUACAUCCAAAAACAUCAGGAUGUCGGGAAAGCCUGGAUUUCAUAUUGGGAGGGCUCAACUCUGUUGAAUCCUAGCAGCGCUUCCGCUGUCAAGGAGCGCGUGAUGUUCCACUUAAAGAAUGUUGAAGUUAAUGGAAAGCCAUUGCAAAGCAAGUUCAAAUUGAAAGACGUCUUGAAGCUGUACGAGCUGGUCACGAUCGGAGUCCUAGGAGACUGGAGUAGUGAUGAGAUCUCCGAGCUCCGACGAGCUUGUGCUCAAAUCUACCCCCACUCCACGGCCCUCGGCGGCGGAAUGCCUGCCAAGCAAUACGCGGAAAAGCACGGCCAAACAGUCCCGGAACCGGAAAAGAAC